Messenger RNA from Schistocerca piceifrons (Central American locust), 808 nucleotides. Its product is annotated as keratin-associated protein 21-1-like. The coding region runs from base 27 to 602 and encodes 191 amino acids. NCBI's taxonomy places the organism in Eukaryota, Metazoa, Arthropoda, Insecta, Orthoptera, Acrididae. The record is from RefSeq and is a predicted model, not a curated record. The transcript has 4 exons.
CCGCCUUCCUCCCACCGCGUGUCGCCAUGGCAGCCGCAGGCAGCCCACUAGCACGGCUGGCGCUACUUCUGCUCGUCGCAGCCGCCGUCGCGGCCCUCGACGCUGCGGACCAGCCGGCACCAGAAGGGGAUUCAUUUGAAAUAGCAGCAGAAGUUGGCCCAGCAGAAAAACGGGACAAAAGAACCGUUUUGCUUGGAGCUGGCCUCGGUUUUGGGAAAGGACUUUUACUUGGUAAAGCUGCUGGUUUUGCCCUUGGGAGUACAUUGAGAGGUGGCUAUGGAGGUUACUAUGGAGGUGGUCAUGGCUACUACGGAGGUGGCUAUGGACACAGAUAUAACUAUUAUCCAUCUGGUGGUUAUGGACACAGAUAUAACUACUAUCCAGAUGAAGGAUAUGGUCACAGAUAUAACUAUUAUCCCCAUCACAACUAUGGUGGAGGUUAUUAUCCAGGAGGUGGGUAUGGUGGAGGCUAUGGUGGAGGCUAUGGUGGAUCACACAGCCAGUCCUCAAGUGCUAGCUUCUCUGCAGGCAUUGGGCCAUACACUGGAAGCUUCUCUGCCAGCCAGUCAUCUGCAGGAGGAUAUGGGUAUGGAAAAAAAUGAACAUUUGGCCUGGAUCCACAAAGUAUUUGGGAGAUGAGGGAUACCUGCACUAAAAUUACAUGUGAUGUUUGUGUAACAGUCUCAUCACUUGUCAUUUUUGGGCAAAAUAUAUAAUGACAUUUAUGUCACUGCCAGUAUUAUUUAAUGUGUCAUAUACUGUACUUUAGAAUCUAACAGCCAAAAAUAAAAUUUUGAUAUUAUAAAAA